Messenger RNA from Entrophospora candida, 703 nucleotides. NCBI's taxonomy places the organism in Eukaryota, Fungi, Glomeromycota, Glomeromycetes, Entrophosporales, Entrophosporaceae. The record is from the annotation of a GenBank genome assembly.
ACAAGUAAAUUAUGAAACCGAAUGUGCCAAGUAUGCAAGGUUGAAGAAAAAAGAUAAAAAUUUACGUGUUAAUCAUGCAAGGUUAAAACAAAGAUUUAGACUCUUGGAACUACAAGUUAAUCAACCAUUAGCAAUCAUGGCUACAUUACCAGAUGUAUUGUUAUCAUUAUCACCACUUGUUGCUCAAAUCUCACAGUAUAUUGGUCAGGAACCACCAGAUGGCUUCAUUGAUAAAAUGAGUCAAAUAUAUACAUAUGGGGAUGCAUUAAAUAUUAUGCCUACCAUUCAACCUAAUCAGCUUAUGCCUCUUCCAGAACCUGUUAUUCAACCAGCUAUGCCUCUUCCACAACCAACCUAUUAUAAAGUUGAUCCUAAAGCUUAUAUUGAGAAUACAUAUGGUCCAGGUACAUGGGCUUUAGAUAAAAGAGCGCCAGAUACAUAUAACCAAAAUAGAGAUAAUAUUAAUAAUCUUUUAUCAGAAAAUCAAAGAAACAUGGAAUCAUUAAUAGAACAAGUAAUGCAAAGGAGAAUCCAACUAGAAUCCAAUCCAAAAUUUGAAAAAAUCAAUCGAUAUAGGAAUAUUAGGGAUACAGCCCAGAAAGCUAUGGAAAAUGAAGAAAAUCGUCCUGAUGAUCCUAUGGAUAUUGAUUAUUCCCUUAUUAACCUAACCAGAGAGCUUCCAGGUGGUCUAGCUAAUAGGACU